AUGUUGCCUCACACUCAUUUUGGUCUGAAGAAUCAGGAAUUGAGAUAUCGUAUGCGCUAUCUCGAUCUCAUCAUGAAUCCACCAGUCAAGAAUAAGUUCGUGAUUCGGUCCAAAGCAAUUAGCUUUCUUCGACGCUACUUGGACAAUCUCGGCUUUCUCGAAGUUGAGACACCUAUAAUGAAUAUGAUUGCUGGUGGAGCAACUGCUAAGCCCUUCAUCACUCAUCAUAACGACCUCGACCUUAAUCUGUUCCUUCGUGUUGCUCCUGAGCUUUACCACAAGAUGCUCGUUGUUGGUGGAGUUGAUCGUGUUUACGAAAUUGGCCGUCUUUUCCGCAAUGAAGGAAUUGAUCAAACGCAUAAUCCUGAAUUCACGACUUGCGAGUUUUAUAUGGCAUAUGCUGAUUACGAAGAUAUCAUGCGUUUGACUGAAGAUCUUCUCUCAAAAAUGGUCUUCCACAUUCAUGGAACCCAGCAUAUGAGCUUGACUUUACUCCACCAUUCAAACGGGUGCAUAUGUACGACGGACUCGAAGAGGUGCUGGGGAGUCAAACUGCCAAAACCAGAUACACUUCACCUGCCGGAAUCAGUGAAGCUUUUGAGCGACAUUGCGAUUCAAAAGAACGUGGAAUGUCCUGAGCCACGCACUGCUGCUCGCUUAUUGGACAAAUUGGUUGGCGACUACUUGGAGAACACAUUCAUCAGUCCAACCUUUUUGAUAGGACAUCCUCAGAUUAUGUCGCCACUCGCCAAAUGGCACAGGUCUACUCCAGGACUUACCGAGCGCUUCGAAUUGUUUGCUGCCACCAAGGAAUUGGCUAAUGCGUACACCGAGUUGAACGAUCCUAUUCGGCAACGAGCAUGUUUCGAACAGCAAGCUAAGGAUAAAGAUGCUGGGGACGACGAGGCUCAGCUAGUUGAUGAGAACUUCUGCACGGCUCUUGAAUAUGGACUGCCUCCUACCGCUGGCUGGGGAAUGGGCAUUGAUCGUCUCAGCAUGUUCUUGACGGACUCUCACAACAUUAAGGAAGUUCUUUUCUUCCCUGCGAUGCGUCCAGAUGAUGGACCCACUUCGGCUGCAGUUGCUGAGGAAAACAAAGAGAAUGGCAAA
Messenger RNA from Mesorhabditis belari, 1110 nucleotides. NCBI's taxonomy places the organism in Eukaryota, Metazoa, Nematoda, Chromadorea, Rhabditida, Rhabditidae. The record is from the annotation of a GenBank genome assembly.